Zymoseptoria tritici IPO323 is the source of this 1010-nucleotide messenger RNA. Its product is annotated as proteasome core particle subunit alpha 7. The transcript is spliced from 3 exons. Bases 135 to 1010 code for a protein of 291 amino acids. Gene Ontology annotation, biological process: ubiquitin-dependent protein catabolic process. Gene Ontology annotation, cellular component: nucleus; proteasome core complex, alpha-subunit complex; proteasome core complex. The record is from RefSeq and is a predicted model, not a curated record. Lineage: Eukaryota; Fungi; Ascomycota; Dothideomycetes; Mycosphaerellales; Mycosphaerellaceae.
UCCCCGGACAUCGCCAUCACACCUUUUGACGCCUCAUAACGAGACCGUGCACUCUAUCACACCGAAUACAUUGAAACAGACAGCACGGUCCCGACACCGCGCUCCGCACUCGACGCCUCUCACAACCCGCAGCCAUGACGUCGAUAGGUACAGGCUACGAUCUCUCCAACUCCGUCUUCUCCCCCGAUGGUCGCAAUUUCCAGGUCGAAUACGCAGUCAAGGCGGUAGAGAAUGGUGGCACCGCAAUUGGUAUCCGAUGCAAAGAUGGAGUCGUGCUCGCAUUGGAGAAGUUGGUUUCAAGCAAGCUGUUGAAGAAAGAUGCGAACAAGCGGAUAGCCACGAUUGACAGACACAUGGGCGUUGUUCACUCCGGCCUCCUACCCGAUGGUCGCCACUUCAUCUCCCGCGCACGAGACGAGGCCUCCAGCUGGCGCGGCACCUACAAGGCUCCCAUUCCCGUCGCCUCGCUCGCCAACCGCAUGGGCGCCUUCGUCCAAGCAUACACCCUCUAUUCAUCCGUACGACCCUUCGGCAUCACGGCCAUCGUCGGAGGCUGGGACGCAGAGACCGAGAUCGACGUCGACGGUGUGGUGGGCAGCGGGCCAAAAGCCGGCUCAGGCGGAAAGACGGCGGGUGUCAAGGAAGGCGGACCAUACCUCUACAUGAUCGAGCCGUCAGGAUUGUACUGGGGCUACUACGCCGCAGCGACGGGCAAGGGACGACAGGCGGCCAAGUCGGAGUUGGAGAAGCUCAAGCUGGAUCCUAAGGAGGGUAACUGCUUGACGCUGGAGGAGGGAGUCAAGGAGGCGGCGAGGAUUAUCUAUGUGGCGCACGAGGAUAGCAAGGACAAGGACUUUGAGUUGGAGUUGACGUGGAUCAGCGCGGUCAAUGGUCCGACUAAGGGACGGCAUGAGGAGGUGCCAAAGGCGAUGAAGGAGGAGGCUGAGAGGCUUGCUAAGAUUGCGCUGGAGGGUGAAGAUGAGGAGGAGGAGACGAAGAUGGAGGAGUAA